This is a messenger RNA of Mya arenaria, 1356 nucleotides long. RefSeq lists its product as uncharacterized. The coding region runs from base 350 to 805 and encodes 151 amino acids. Lineage: Eukaryota; Metazoa; Mollusca; Bivalvia; Myida; Myidae. The transcript is spliced from 6 exons. The record is from RefSeq and is a predicted model, not a curated record.
UCAAGCCUGUCGCAAUUAUAUCAGUAUUUCGUAACCUUACGAUAAUCGUACGCAUGCGCAGUUAAAGCGAGCUCUUCAAACGAAGGUAUUUUAUCUGAUGUUUGGUGUCUGCUGUCAGUUUUCACUUGGACGUAAACAAGUUGUAAAAGUUCUGUUAGAGGAUGUCUUUAAGCGGAAAAGAAAAGAAGCGAGGGCCAAACUGGACGAUAGAAGAAAGAAAUACGCUUAUAGAGCUAUGCCGGGCCAGUACAAACACACUCAAAAUGAACUGGGGAGAAGUGGCUGACAGGGUGAACAGUAUCGGGGGAAACUCCAGAGUCGCCCCGAGGUUAAAAAGAAGUGGACUGAUAUGAAGAGCAAUGUAAAGAGGAAGGCGCAGCAAGAACGGACAGAAAGCAGGCAGACAGGAAAUGGGUUGAAGACUAUAAAUCUGGAUUCUUGGGAGGAAAUGGUAUUGACAACCAUUCCAAAGGUGUCAGUUGAUGGCAUUCCUGGAGGCGUGCAGUGCGGGGUUUCUUCAAUCCAGGAAUCGAAUACAGAAGAAGAAGAAGAAGAAGAAGAAGAAGAAGAAGAAGAAGAAAAAGACAUGAUCCAGGGAGCAGCAGCUAAUGUGAAAGACCGCUCAUCAUCAGUAAAGUUUUCUUCUUGUAAUGCAACAGGGGGUUCCACAUCAAAUCUUCAACUGCGAAUGGUGAUGGCCCAGGAGCAACAAAACAGUAUUCUGUCAUCAAUAGAUUCUACAUUGAAGAAAAUGUUAGAAUACCAAAAAGAAAAAUCCGUUGACCUUCUACAUUUUGAAUAUUAAUUUAAGAAAACAUUCAUUUAAAUUAUGUAUCGGUUUCUUAGACUCAUUGAAAAUGUGUUAAGUUAUAUUAUUCAACUGGCCACAAUUUCUCAACACUUUUUCAAUCAAUGAGGUUACAUAACUCCAUAUUAUCCUAAAUACAAGUUAUGGCCCCUGAUUGACUUAGGUUAAAGUUUUAGGGCAGGUUAAAUUUUAGGGCAAGUUGGGAUUUUCACUUAAAACUCCAAUACCAUUCAUUCAAUUGACUUAAUGCUUCGCACAGAUGUUCAGAGCCAUCACAUAAUGAGGUUAGAUAACUCCAUAUUAUCCUUUAUACAAAUUAUGGCCUCUGAUUGACUAUGGAACUUAGGUUAAAGUUUUAGGGCAGGUUGGGAUAUUGUUUAAUAACUUCUAUACCCUUCAUUCAAUUGACUUAAUACUUCACACAAUUGUUCAGGACCAUCAGCCAAUGAGGUUACAUAACUCCAUAUCCUUAAUACAAGUUAUGGCCCCUGAUUGACUUGGGUUAAAGUUUUGGGCAAAAUUAUUUACGACCAUAUUACAACAAGAAA